This is a messenger RNA of Sorex fumeus (smoky shrew), 1929 nucleotides long. It is a transcript of the gene ATG4D, whose product is annotated as autophagy related 4D cysteine peptidase. Lineage: Eukaryota; Metazoa; Chordata; Mammalia; Eulipotyphla; Soricidae. The transcript is spliced from 10 exons. The record is from RefSeq and is a predicted model, not a curated record. Gene Ontology annotation, molecular function: protein-phosphatidylethanolamide deconjugating activity. Bases 227 to 1630 code for a protein of 467 amino acids.
GGGGCGGGCGCGGCGAGCACCGGCUCGGGGGCCGGGCGGCGGCGGGGCGGGGCGUCGGGCAGGCGGGGCCGCCCGCCUCCCUCCCCGGGCCCGGGGCCGCGAAGAUGGCGGCGGCGGCGGCGGCGGCGUCCCGCAGCGGCUCCCGGGGCCCGGCCGCGGCGUCGGGGCGCGAGUAGCCCCCGGCCCAGCGCCGACCCCGGGGCCCCGUGCGCCCCCCGGCGGGCCCAUGAACUCGGUGUCGCCCGCCGCCGCGCAGUACCGGAGCGGGAGCCCCGAGGACGCGCGCCGACCCGAGGCCCGCAGGCCGCGGGGGCCCCGGGGCCCCGACCCCAACGGCCUCGGGCCCUCGGGAGCCAGCGGCUCGGCUCCGGACUCGGGGGGCGCCGCUCGGGAAGAGCCGGACGAAGUGGACAAGUUGAAGGCCAAGUUCCUGACGGCCUGGAACAACGUUAAAUACGGUUGGGCUGUCAAAAGCCGAACCAGCUUCAGCAAGAUCUCCAGCGUGCACCUCUGCGGCCGCCGCUACCGCUUUGAGGGUGAAGGUGACAUCCAGCGCUUCCAGCGGGACUUUGUGUCCCGCCUGUGGCUCACGUACCGCAGGGACUUCCCGCCGCUGGCCGGGGGCUGCCUGACGUCGGACUGCGGGUGGGGGUGCAUGCUGCGCAGCGGGCAGAUGAUGCUGGCACAGGGCCUGCUGCUGCACCUCUUGCCCAGAGACUGGAUUUGGCCCGAGGGCGCAGGCCUGGUCCCCCCUGAGCCAUCAGCACUGGCCUCUCCACUCCGGUACCGCACCCGCUGGGUGCCCCCACGCUGGCCCCAGGGUGCCCCCGAGCUGGAGCAGGAGCGCCGACACCGGCAGAUCGUGUCAUGGUUCGCCGACCACCCCCAAGCCCCCUUCGGCCUCCAUCGGCUGGUGGACUUGGGUCAGAGCUCAGGCAAGAAGGCGGGAGACUGGUAUGGGCCGUCGCUGGUGGCGCACAUACUCAGGAAAGCUGUGGAGAGCAGCCCCGAGGUGGCCCGCUUGGCAGUGUACGUUUCUCAGGACUGCACAGUAUACAAGGCAGAUGUGGCACGCCUGGCGGCCAGGCCGGACCCUGCGGCCGAGUGGAAGGCGGUGGUCAUCCUGGUGCCCGUGCGGCUGGGUGGGGAGACCCUCAACCCGGUGUACGUGCCCUGCGUGAAGGAGCUGCUGCGCUCGGAGCUGUGCCUGGGCAUCAUGGGGGGCAAACCACGUCACUCACUCUACUUCAUCGGCUACCAGGAUGACUUCCUGCUCUACCUGGACCCCCACUACUGCCAGCCUGCUGUAGACUUCAGCCAGGCUGAUUUCCCCCUGGAGUCCUACCACUGCACCGCACCCCGCAAGAUGGCCUUCUCCAAGAUGGACCCCAGCUGCACUGUGGGGUUCUACGCUGGAGACCGGAAGGAGUUUGAGAAGCUCUGCUCUGAGCUGACCAGGGUCCUCAGCUGCUCCUCGGCCUCCGAGCGCUACCCCAUGUUCACGCUGGCCGAGGGCCACGCUCAGGACCACAUCCUGGAUGACCUCGGCUCUCAGUGUACACCACGGCCACCAAGGCCAGGCCGGCCCAAGGCCAAGCGCCCCAGCUCUGAGGACUUUGUGUUUUUAUGAAGGGAGGGGAGGGAGAGAUGCAACAAACACUAUUUAUUUUUCUAUUUAUGUCCUGCUGCUGGGGGAGCAGGCGGAGGGGGAAGGGGGUUCCUGGACCUCCGGGGGGGAUGGAGCACCUCACCCCUCAACUCUAAACUUGCACAGCUUAAACCUCCGGGCAGGGGCUCUCCACUGGGAGCAGAGCAGCCCUGGCCACCCACUCAGGGUCAGACUCAAGUACUGUACUUGGCACUGGACCCCCACACCCCCCACUGGCCCCCAAGUCUCUUCCACACGCCCCCACUGGCCCUCAAAUCUUU